This is a messenger RNA of Puma concolor (puma), 609 nucleotides long. Lineage: Eukaryota; Metazoa; Chordata; Mammalia; Carnivora; Felidae. The record is from RefSeq and is a predicted model, not a curated record.
AUGAGAAGACCCGAGUGCAAUCUGUCCCUAACCAGCAGGGUAAUCUGGGGCAAACCACUCAAACCUCUGACCUUGCAUCCAUUUCCUCAUCCACAUAAUAGUGAUAAUAACACUCGGGAGCACUGUGAUAUGCAACUCACAAAUGAAAAGCAUGCAGACGAGAAACCCAUUAAUGCUAUCAUUAUAAAUUCAGUAUCCGAAUUCAAUAUCACAGAUGGACCAGCCAAGGAAACCCCCAGUGAGAAAAAACUGUCAGAAUUCAGCACAUCACUGUCCUCCCUUGAAGAAUGCCAAACAAAAUUUUCCUACCUCCAAACUGAUACUUCAGUUCAUCAGAGAGACACUGAUGAGGAGUGUGCCUCUCUCAUCCUCACCUGUCUGUUUUGCCAAUUUUGGGACUGCCUCCUGAUGCUCCCAGAUACGUGCGAAACAGUGUGUACCAACCUGUGCUGCCCCUCUCACAGGUACCACCACACCUCGGAUGAAAGCCACCCGCGGCACGACUGCAAGUGCAACUGUGACGUCGACUGCAGUCUUUUUGAAUCUUGCCACGAGACCAGCGAGUGUCUGGAGUUGGCCAUGGAGAUUUCAGAAAUCUGUUACCGCUAG